This is a messenger RNA of Drosophila obscura, 273 nucleotides long. Its product is annotated as 40S ribosomal protein S26-like. The annotation marks the transcript as partial. Lineage: Eukaryota; Metazoa; Arthropoda; Insecta; Diptera; Drosophilidae. Gene Ontology annotation, biological process: translation. The transcript is spliced from 2 exons. Gene Ontology annotation, cellular component: ribosome; cytosolic small ribosomal subunit. Gene Ontology annotation, molecular function: structural constituent of ribosome; mRNA binding. The record is from RefSeq and is a predicted model, not a curated record.
AUGCAGCGUGCCAUCUCGACCAACGUUCGAAGUCUUGUCAUCCGCAACAUUGUGGAGGCGGCUGCUGUGCGCGACAUCACCGAGGCAAGCAUCUGGGACUCGUACGUGCUCCCCAAACUCUACGCCAAAUUGCAUUACUGCGUGUCGUGCGCAAUUCACUCCAAGGUGGUGCGCAAACGUUCCCGUGAGGCACGUCGCAUCCGUACGCUGCCACUCCGCUCCUUCCCCAAGGACAUGGCCCGCAACAACCAGAAUGCUUAUGGCGGCGGCUAC